Messenger RNA from Pseudocercospora fijiensis CIRAD86, 824 nucleotides. RefSeq lists its product as uncharacterized. The record is from RefSeq and is a predicted model, not a curated record. Bases 543 to 824 code for a protein of 93 amino acids. Lineage: Eukaryota; Fungi; Ascomycota; Dothideomycetes; Mycosphaerellales; Mycosphaerellaceae. The transcript has 6 exons.
CUUCCUCUUUCUUAUAUUAACCUCGCUGUCGCUACCGUAAGUACUGUCCCUCCCUAUUUAUCGCUAAUUUUGACGCGUAGGACGAUAUAUAUCGCGUAGACGCGGUAUAUAUAUUUCGCAUAGGGGUCCCUUUCCGGCAUUUUAGCCGGAAAUUCGACCUCGCUGUCGCCCUCCCCCCUCUUCGGAAUCCCGCUCCGCCCCGGGGCAAAGAAUAGUAGGGGCCCCCGCUAGCCGAGACCGUCGGACGGCGGGGACCCUCCGAAGGGAGCCUGCGACCAUAGGAAGGGGGGACCCGUCUGUAAGGUAUGCUCGAGGCGCAGGGGUGCUAUUCUGCGCGAGACACUGCCCCUUCCGCCGGAGGCUAUUAGUAUCUUUCUUUUUAAAAACGUCGCGAAUAAACGUAUAUCAAAAAUCGUCGUCUAUACUCGUCCAAAUUCUCGUCUAAUUUCUCGUCCAAUUUCUCGUCCAAUUUCUGUCUUCCUACCUCCGUAUUCUGCAGUAGGUUGCCCUUCGCAACGAGCGUGGGGGUAAAAAGACCGUGCAUGCGACCACUGAGGGUGGACCUUGCUGCCAAAGAGUUGAGAACUGCAGCAAAGCUUGAUGCUGACGCCCAGCAGAUUAAUAAUAAUGCUCAUCAUUAUGGAGACAACAUGCAUCUGGGAUUCGCCGCGGCCGCCUUCUUUGAGGACCGGGCCAAGGCAGAUGAAGCGUCGGGCACCCUGUCCCCAGCUGAGCUCGAACAUGCAAUGUGGCGUGUUGUCUCAGAAGCACGGCUGAUGGACAAACACACAUACACCCUGCAUUCCAACACUGCUGUACUUUGA